Molecule: messenger RNA, 1932 nt
Organism: Fonsecaea multimorphosa CBS 102226
Lineage: Eukaryota; Fungi; Ascomycota; Eurotiomycetes; Chaetothyriales; Herpotrichiellaceae
Exons: 4
Coding region: 1-1932 (643 amino acids)
Source: RefSeq, a predicted model, not a curated record
AUGCCGACACACCAAAUACCAAAGGCCCAACUGCACGUGGAGCGCAACCAGCACCGCCAUCAGCUUACGGAUCUGGAGCUGACUCAGGGCAAUCCCAAGCGCGUCUGGGCUCUUCUCUCAAGCGUCACGGCCAAAAGUGAAGUGAUAAGCCCAUCGGGGCUGUGCGCCGCAAAGACGAUACGUGAAUGUGAGCCUGAGGCUAGGGUGAAAAUUCUGGACUCGAACAAAACCGUUGGUGGUGUAUGGUCCAAAGAGAACAUCUACCCGGGCCUAAAGACGAACAAUAUCCGCGGCGGCAUCGACUUCUCGGACUUUCCCAUGCACGAUGGCUUCGGCGUACCUGAGGGCCAGCAUGUCUCCGGGGAAGCGAUGCAUGAGUACAUCAAGGCAUACGCCGAACACUUUGAUGUCUUACGGUUAAUCGAUUUCGAAUCGACCGUCGCCGAAAUCUGGAAGCUCAAGGGAAUUCAAGGCUGGAAUGUCAAACUGGGCUCAGGGGCCGAUUUGCAGGCGCACAAACUGAUCAUCGCGACGGGUGUCACAAAUGUGCCACACCGACCAGAAUUGAGUGGCUUUCAAGACUUUGGAGGUCCAAUCAUGCACUCGGCCGAACUGGGAAUGAAGGGCAGUGCUCUCACUGACGAACCCAAUGUUGAGACGAUAGCGGUGCUCGGCGGGGGAAAGUCUGCCUACGAUGCCGUCCAUCUCGCCGGCAAGGCUGGUAAGAGAGUCGAAUGGAUCAUCAGGAAAUCCGGCAAGGGACCUGAAUGGGUCUUCCCCGCCCAUACCAUGGGACCCCUCCAAGCGGUGCGAGAAAAGCUCCCGGCAAGGAGAUUCGUCUCCUUCUUCAGUCCGUGUCUGUGGAAUGACGGCUUCGGCUGGAUCAGAAACUUCCUCCACUUCACCAAGCUCGGCAAGAUCAUCUCACAAGGCUUCUGGACCAAUCUGCACAAGGCGACUCUGGACGACUGCGGCAUGAUGAAGGAUGAGAGAACCAAGGUCUUGGAGCCGGAGCAGAGCCCCUUUUGGUACGGCACCGCGUCCGGAAUCUACAGCUACGAAAAGGACAUCUACGAGAUGCUCAAGACCGGUCAAGUACGUGUUCACCGCGAAGACGUCCUCCGCCUGUCCAAAGGCGCCAUCAAUUUUGUCAGUGGCUUCUACAUCAAAGCCGACGCUCUGGUCACCGCGACCGGCUUCUCCGCCAAGUCGACCCUCAAAUUCAUCCCAGACGCCAUGCAUGCCGACCUCGGCAUCCCGUCGACCAGCUACAGCCAGGCGCAGCAUAGCUUCUGGCAGGACCUGAUCGACAAGGCCGACGCGACCCUCGCCUCCAAGUUCCCCCGUUUGGUCGCCGGACCGUUCAAAUCACCCACUUCGAGCGUGAUCCAGCCGUUCAAUCCAGGCAUGGAUCGCGAGGCCAACUACACGCCCUUCCGGCUCUACCGGGCCAUCGCGCCGCCGGGCCCCACUCGCGACGGCGACAACUCGCUCGCCUUCAUCAGCAUGUUCUCGAACCUGGCCAACACGCCGCGGUGCGAGCUACAAUGUCUCUGGGCGUACGCGUACCUCAACCACAAGCUCGACAUCGACCCGACCACGGUCUUCGACGAGACGGCCCUGAUGGCGCAGUACGCAAAACACCGCGCGCCCUACGGCCACGGCCGAUUCUUUCCCGACCUGGUCUUUGACCAGGUGCCGUACAUGGACUUGCUCCUCCAGGACCUCAAGCUCAAGUACUGGCGAAAGGGAAACUUCUUCACGGAACUGUUCAGCCCCUAUAUGGCUAAGGACUACAAGGGGAUCGUACAGGAAUGGGUCCGCAAGAAUUCGAGUUCGAAGAAGGACGAAUCGUCAAAAGAUUCAAGGACGAAAACCGAGGACGCUAGGGAUCUAGAGCGAGAGCCGCUUCUGAACGGCAAGGCGGCGUGA